This is a messenger RNA of Chironomus riparius, 3234 nucleotides long. Lineage: Eukaryota; Metazoa; Arthropoda; Insecta; Diptera; Chironomidae. The record is from the annotation of a GenBank genome assembly.
AUAGCUUCUUACAUUUGCGCUGUCAUCGUUAUCAUGAUAUUGUUAUUAUAAUGUACAUUAUUCAUUUCUCUUCACCAUAAUAGAUACUCAUCGAGUGGUCCACAUCAUCGCGUAUCUGGUCACUUUGCUCUCGGGCAACAUGCUGUUGAGAGAUUAAAUCAAACAACAUUGAAUACUAAUGAAGUUUUCAAUCAAUUGUCUGAGAAAAAUUUAAAUCAAAGGCCUCAAGAGCAAGCCGAAGCAUCAUAUGCACAAGCACAAAUUGCUUUUGACACAAAAGUGCUACCAACUCAUGCUCCAACAGUCGAUAACAGACAUUAUGGGGCAAAUGUCAAUACAAAACUUUAUCCUUUACAGCAACACGAGCAAAUUCAAUUUAUUCCACCAACUAAUCCGAAUAUGCUCUUCCAUCAUGCUCCACCUCCACAGUUUCAUAAACAUGAGAAGCAUCCAGUACCAUUGAUUUAUCAUCAACAGCAGCAAAUUCCAUUUGUCUAUGAAUAUGCUCAACAGAAUGCACCACAACUCAAUUAUUUCUAUCAACAGCAAAAACCACAUGAAGUGAUUUAUCAUCAACAACCGAUGGUGUCGAUGGCUGGAAUGGAAUCACAACAACCAAUUAUGUCCAUUUUUCCAACAGCUUUACCAACACCGGCAGUCGCAUCAAGCAGUGAAAAUAUUAAUUUUGUUGAAAACGGAAUUAAAAAUCUUGAUGAAAUUACACCGACAUUAAGUGGAAAUUUAUUGCAAGUUCAAACCACACCGGGAGAUGUAGCAACGAAUAACCAAGAAAAUGCAAAAAUUAGAGACGAUGCACAGAAAGCCGAAGAAGCGCAAUUUGAAGCACCAAUUGUUGUUGGUGAAGAACAAGACGACACAAUAAUUGUAAAGCAGAAAUCCAAGCAAUUGAAGUUGUUUGAAAAUUAUCAGCCACAGAAGCAGAUUAAUGUUCAAAUUUUAGAAAAUGAAAAAGUUGAAUCAAGCACGCCAAAGGUUAUUAAUGGACACACGAUUAGCAAUAAUUAUCAGUAUUUAGUAGAAGAUAAAGACCAAGAUUUCUUAGGCUCAACAUCAUCAACAUUAAAGGAAGCGCCAAGUCGUCAAUUUUUAAGAAACUUUAAGAAAUAUCAUUCUGAGGAGCACUCAACUACCUCGCAAUCAUAUUCAACGACAACAGCACGCACAAUAAUUGAGUCAUCAAGUGAUGAUUGCUGCAAAAAUGGAAAUAAUUGCUGUAAAAGCAAGGAAGUGCCAAUUACACCACGUCCAAUUCCAAAUGCUAUUCUUGCGCCAGUACAUGCUGGCGUGCGAUUAACAAACGAGAACUUGGAUGAUUGCAUUGAUGGACAUGGAGCAGAUAAGAAAACGAUUGUGGAAGUCAGGAAAAAUGUACAAAUUAUUACUUCAAGAAAGCCUGCAUAUGGAGAUCGUAUUUUUGUCACAACGCCUACACCCAUUGUUACUCAGCCAAUUUUUAUUCAAAAACCUCAACCACCAGUUGUUAAUCAGCCAAUAUUCACUGAGAAGAUUCAGCCUACACUUGCUACUCAGCCUAUUAUUAUUAAAAACACUUAUGCUCCUGCUGUUACUAAACCAGUUUUCAUUGAGAAGAUUCGUCCACAAAUUGUAACUCAGUCAGUCAUUGUUGAAAAAGUUCGUCCACAAAUUGUUCCACAGCCUGUGAUUAUUGAAAAGACUCAGCCGCCUGCAGUGUUCCAUCAGCCAAUUGUUGUCGAAAAAGAAGUAGUCAAAGAAGUUCCAGUGGAUCGACCAGUUUAUAUUCAAUCACCUCCAGAAACCAAAAUCGUUGAUCGUCCAGUCUUCAUAAAAAGCCCACCCGAAUAUGUUGAAAAAGUUGUGCAUCAGCCAGUUGUAAAAACAGUAGAGAAGCCAAUAUUUGUAGAAAAAAUUGUAAAGCAGCCUGUGGAAGUAGAGAAGAUUGUUGAUCGUCCAGUGUACAUUAAAUCACCUCCAGAGACCAAAUAUGUACAUCAGCCAGUUAUUUAUGAAAAGCAAGUCAUUAAAGAAGUUAAAGUUCCAGUUGAAAAGACAGUUUAUGUGAAAUCACCACCAGAAACUAAAAUUGUACAUCAGCCAGUGAUUCAGACUGUCGAAAAGCCAGUGUACAUUGAGAAGAUUGUUAAAGAACCUUAUGAAGUUGAAAGGAUUGUUGAAAAAUUCAUAGAUCGUCCAGUGGAGAAGAUUGUCGAGAAACCAGUCAUUCAUACAGUAGAGAAAAUUGUGGAUAGACCUGUCAUUCAGACAGUUGAAAAGCCAGUAUAUAUUGAGAAAAUCGUUGACCGUCCAGUUGAGAAAAUUAUUGAAAAGCCUUUCUUUCAAACAGUUGAGAAGAUCGUAGAAAAACCAGUGAUUCAAACGGUGGAGAAAUUUAUUGACCGUCCAUAUCCAGUUCCAUAUGCUGUACCAUACGAAAAGCAUAUCUAUCAUAAACCGGAUUUCCAUGUGAUUGCAAAAACUAUUCCGAAUAAGCAUAAACUUUUCGAUUUUGAAUCUUUAUUUAGAUUUCUCACGAAGAAAGAGGAAGUGAAGCACAUUUACGUGCCAGCAAGUCCACAAUAUCAAUUAAAUCAACUUAAUAAACAUCAAUUAGUUGCCUCAACAUAUACGACGAUUGAACCAAUUAAGGAAUCGCCAGUUUUAGAUUAUAGUCGUUAUGCAACAUCACAUCUCAAUCCUAUCAAGCCUGUUUAUGGUGUUCCGGCUUUAAGCACGGUAUUGAAUCCAAUCAGUAGCUCUUACAGCAGUCCAGAUCCCUAUGCCGGAAGUUACACAGCAUACAACUCGCAUCAAGGUGUUGCAACAAUUCCAUCAUCAUGGUUGACAGAUAGUUUAACCUCUCAGUCACAAACCACGACAAUCCAUAAAGACAAUUAUGUUGGUCCAACACCGAAUAAUGAAGACUAUUGGGCAGUAAAUGUUUCGACAAAAGAUGGAAUUAAAUUCCGAAGAAAUGUUGAGAAUGGAAGAAGUUUAAGAAUUGAAUAUGGUGGUUUCUAUCCAAAACUUAAUCCAUCCGUUGAAAUAGAUCAAAAUGGAACGCCGAUAAAGAAAGAAGCUGAGACGUAAAUUAAGUACUUAUUAUUACAAAUCUGUAGACUGUUUAUCUUAUUUAUUACUUCUUUCUGAAUGAUUUAUUUGUAUUUUUAAGUCUGUGCCAUUUGUUGACUUUGUUAUUGCAUCUAAAUGUAAAGAUUUGAUGCUAAAUAUGGUUAU